GUAUUUUUAUAUACACGUUUAACAUUUUUUUUUUUUUUUUUUUUAAAUACUAUAAGCUUAUGAUUUUUCUUUAGGUAAAUUUCUUAUGCCCCUAACACAAUAGAGAUGUAAAUAAAACGUAUAUCAAUUAAAAGCACAAAUGUCAGUGUAUGUGUCACAAAUGCCAGUGCAUGUGUGUGCAUAUACCAGUCUGACGAGUUCAGAUGCAACUUCGAAAAAAAAAAACAAAAAAAAAACCCUGGCAUGGCUUCUCUUGUGCUGCGCGCGCCGUGCGCCCGUGCUCUCCAGUGUACAGACGGUGUUCACGCGCGCUCCCGCCGCUCCUCCCCGUGUGAAGUUAAAGCGUUCAGCGCUCACAGCUCACCGAUUCACCCAACACAGCAGCGGAGAAGCGUCGGAGUUUCGGUCCGCGGACACUUGGACUGCGCGCCUUUACGCGGACACUUUCCAAAAGGGACUUUCUAUCAAAAGCAUUACACAUAAGCUCUACUCGUGCAUAAGAGAAAUACAUUUGUUAUAUAAUUUGGAGAGAAACGCGAGUUCUUGGAUAAAUAACGCAGGACUGACGGAACGCAUUCGGGACUCUCGCGGUGCGUUUUUACCUCCAGUGCGCGGCUGAUGCGCUCGAGCUGAGCUAACGGAAGGAGAAGUAGAAGGAGAAAGAAGAGAGAACGAGAAGAGAGGAACUGUCCUGUCAUACAACCUGGCUGUGAGGGGUGCAUGUAGGCAGCAACAUGAAGCCCUUCAUCCCUCAUCUGCUGCUUCUCCUCCUCUAUCAACUCCUGCCAUCCCUGGUGCUAACCGACACCUGUCCAACGGACUGUACCUGUGCAGUGCAAGACUCCAUAUUGUGCUUCAGUCGCCGGGCCCCAAAAAUACCCAGUGAUGUGCCCACAGCAGCUAAGAGUCUCUAUGUCUUCAAAAAUGGCAUUGAGACCCUUUCUCAGGAAGACUUUGAUGGCUUAAGCAACCUGGAGAUGCUGGACCUAAGCCAGAACAAGCUGAUGGAGCUGCCAGAUCGUGUAUUCGAACCUCUCUCCUCUCUCCACAACCUGGACCUCUCGGCCAACCAAAUUGUUCACAUAUCCCAGGAGAGCUUUGCAGGACUGGAGCUUCUGGAGAGGUUGUAUCUCUACAGCAACCUCAUAGAGAGCAUCCAUCCUGCAGCUUUUGAUGGACUAGAGCUGUUGAUAGAGCUCAAGCUACAAGGAAACAAACUGACAACACUGCCUGCUCUUAAAAUGCCCCAUUUGCUCUUACUGGACUUACGGUUCAACAGCAUCCCAUCACCAGGGCCAAAAGACCUCCAUACUCCCAAGCUGGAGUCACUGAAACUUGGUGGACUUGGGCUUAUAAGGCUCGAUGAGGAUCUUUUGGGAAUCUUUAAGAACCUCCAUGAGCUGGACAUCUCCAACAAUCAGUUAACUACUUUUCCACCUGUAUUGCGGGAGGCGAGGGGCUUGGUUACCCUCAGUCUCGGUGGGAAUCCAAUGGGCCCUGUGAAAUGGGAGGACUUUGAGAAAAUGACAGAGCUUCAAGAGCUGGACAUCAGCAAUCUAAGUCUCCAAGGCUUAUCUGAGACCCUUACCCAGCUCUUUCCUCUCCUGAAAAGACUGACCGUUGCUGAGAACCCUUUUAACUGCCUGUGCAACCUGGCUUGGUUUCCUAGUUGGCUUCGAAAUAAGCAGAUUCAGUUGGGUAGGACGGAAGAGACACGCUGCCACUUUCCUCCCUUGAAUGCCGGUAAGGUGCUGGAGAGAUUGGGACAUCGAGACUUCGGAUGUCCAACAACCACAACCGUUACGACUCGCACGAUAAAGACUACAGUGGUUACUCCAGCUCUAGCCACCAGUUUGCCAAGCACAACACAAGCAGUUCUCCAUGCCAAGCCAAGUGAAAACGCUUCUACAGAAACUGAAAAUGACCUUCCUUCUCCUAUACCAAGUACUAGCAUUGACCCAGACCUCAGAGCAACCUUCUGCCCGCCAAAUAUCUGCCUCAAUGGAGGAACGUGCUGGUUCGACAAUGAGGGACACCUUAAAUGCAGGUGUCUGCCAAGAACAUCAGGCACAUAUUGCGAAAACAAAGACGACCCACCUUCGUCUGAGGACUUACCUACUGUAUUUAGCACUGUGGCACCUGAAAUCACUGCACGUACAGUAACUAGCUCUUCUAUACUGUUGGACCUUCAUCGGUACAUUGAGAUGCAUCCACACAUUCGUGGAGUUCGGUUAACCUACAUUAAUCUCUCGGGCCUCGACAAGCGUCCCAAGCAACUCAACGUUCCUGCUUCUUAUCCGGAAUACACACUACGUGGACUCCAGCCAAACUCUACAUACUCUGUAUGUGCCAGUCCAUUGGGUGAGUCUGGCAACAUGGAUAGCGUAUGCACUGAAGCCCAGACGGUGAGCCAGCAGCCAAGUCCUACUGGAGCAAGACUGGAGAACCCGAAGCUCACCACGAUGCUCAUCCCUGCAGUUGCUAUCCUUCUUCUGCUAGUUCUAAUCGCCAUUGCCGUUGGCGUGGCUUGCUACAUGCACCGGAAAAAAUCAAAGGGACACCUGGAUCUCGAAUGUGAUCCCUCACAGCUCGAGUUGGAUGGUUUAGAUAAAGGCUCUCAGCCACAAAAGCAAGAGAUUAUCUCGUGUCCCUCAACAGUGCAGAACGGUGGCUUGGACUACGAGGUCCCACUUAUGCAGGAUCACUGUACUGCCAACAACAAUUUGAACAGUUUAAAGCCAUCAUAUUUCUGAUUACUAAGUUUGCCUUAGAUACAUGCUAAAGCAUGAAAACUGUAGCCUUACCUUCUCCAUUACCUAAAAGGUACCACUGUGGACAUCAGUGUGACCAGCCACCAGGUUCUUAGUGAAGACAUGUUUUAGCUGGUGCAAUCUUACUAGGACAUUUCUGAUGGAGUAUUUUUUUAGUCUUCUUAAGCGCCUUUAGCAUAUCAGAUCUGAAAGAAAUCUGAAAAAACUAAAAAUCUACAUUCAUUUUAUGUUUAAAACAAAGUUCUAAGUGCACUUGGCUGCCACUUGUAAAAGGACAAAAGGCUGAUUUAAAAACUUAGGUAAUAUUUUGACACGUAGCACCUGUGUACUCUAAAGAGUUGCACUAACUGUGAACCAGCCCCACAUGUAAGAGGGCAAUUGAAGAUAUGGACUUCUUAAGACAUUCAAAGGCUGACACUUUUGAUACUUUGAUUUGCUUUGUAAAGUUGCAAAUAUUGAUUUUGUUUGAACUAUUUUAUAUCUAUAACUUUUUUAAACACAAUGUUUUGUACAAAUAUGUGACUGUUACCAGGCUGCUCAUCCCCCGCCUCUCGUGACUGUCGAGCAGACAAAACGCUAGCUUAUAAACUUUGAAGAUUAAAAUUCACUUGCACCACCAAGUGAAUCAAAGGCUUUACUUUAGAAAUGUCAGACUGUCUUAGUUAAAAGUCUAUACAGACUUGAAACUAAAUCCCUCCUCUAUUUUUCAGCCCCUAUCCCAUUUUGAGACAAAACUAAAAAAAAAAAAUACACAGAGGGAGGCGACUGAUUGAAAAGAAGAUUAAUAUACAUUAUGUUCUGUUGUAAAUAUACAUUAACCUCAAAAGCUAUCAUUGUAAGCUACAAACCCUUAUGGGAUCAUUUAUAUUUGUGUCCCAAAGGUUUGAGGUUGUUUCCUAAUCCAUAGUUCAAAAUCAGCCCUAAUUUUGCAUCAGUCUGCAAAAUUAGUCUUUGCACUAUUUAGUUUGUUACUUGGCAAAAAGUUUAAUCUAUUCUCAUUUAAAUAUGUUACUUCAAAAACACAGUACGAAUGAGGUAUUAGGUUCAGUUUAACCUAAACCAACAGUCUAGUCUAAACCAAACCAAAAAAUCUCAACAAUAGAUUAAUUGAUAAAAUGGCAUAAAAUACAAUCCAUCCAUGUUCCUCUAUGACACACUUGUGUGUAAUUUAAGAUGAGGGAGCAGCCAAAGAUACUGUAGGUUCUAGAGUCUUUCAAAGUUAUGUUUACGGUAAAAUGCCAAACCGAGACAGUGGGAAGCUGUGCUGAUAUACCUCUGUGAGGAAAUGUGUUAUUAUUUUAGCGCUUGCUCUACAAUCUGUCAGAUAACAUAAUCAUAAAACAUAAUAAAAUUGUGCUGACAAGUGUAUCUGUGGCCUUUUGCUUUAAAAGACAAGGAUAUGUAAUUGAAAAGAUUUUCUUGUCGGAAACUCCAAACUGGAAACCAAAUCUCAACAUGAAGUAUUGAAAAUAUUUGUGAAUAUUUUUGAUAAGAUCUGCCUCUAAUAUUCCCUGUUUAAUUUGGGAAGCUCGUUUUUGUAUUAUUGUCUGUUAUAAUGUCAACUUGAAAAUAUUUGUAUAUGUAUGAUGAAUUUUUUUUUUUUUUUUUUUUUUUUAAAGCUGCAAACUAAAGAAGUUAUAAAAACAUAAUAAUGCUAUUGCUGUUUUCUCUUAGCUGUUCUGACUGGCAGUUCAUUCGGUUCCCUGACAUUAAAGUUGUAUCUUUGUGUAGUGUGUUAAACUUUAUCCAGAGCGGUUUACCGAAGCUAAAAGAAAGUGUUAGUAUCAUAAAUGCCAUCUGCAAAUGAACCACCCAAAGCAAACUUUUAAGAGGAAUGUCAGGAUUUGAGUGCCAGGGAAAGGUAUUACAUUUUUCUUUUAUGGACAAAGCUUGAGGUACACUGUGGAAUUUUUAUUGAAAACAUACAGUUUCCAAAUCUAAUAACUGCAACUUCACCACCAUUAACGUCACCAGACUAAACAUGAUGAGCAUUGUUUGUUAAUAUAUACACAUCCUGACUGACCACCCACCUGUUUUACAGGUACAUUUGGAAGGAAUUUGCAAUACAAGCUCUGGCUUCUCAGCUACAACCAUCCAACUGCAAGCUGUUGGGUAUUAAACCCUGUUUAACAACACAAACACAUAAAACAGCCCACCUCUGUCCAGAAAUAAUAGUACUAUUUCCAGUUGUAAUGAGCACAGUCUUGUUCUCCUCUUAAUUUCUGGGUGAAUUAUCACUUCAAGGACCAAGUUCUGAAGCAAACUCAUGCCUACAUU
Myxocyprinus asiaticus (Chinese sucker) is the source of this 5048-nucleotide messenger RNA. It is a transcript of the gene vasnb, whose product is annotated as vasorin b. The transcript has 3 exons. Lineage: Eukaryota; Metazoa; Chordata; Actinopteri; Cypriniformes; Catostomidae. Gene Ontology annotation, molecular function: protein binding. Gene Ontology annotation, cellular component: plasma membrane. The coding region runs from base 735 to 2753 and encodes 672 amino acids. The record is from RefSeq and is a predicted model, not a curated record.